Molecule: messenger RNA, 720 nt
Organism: Acanthosepion pharaonis
Lineage: Eukaryota; Metazoa; Mollusca; Cephalopoda; Sepiida; Sepiidae
Source: the annotation of a GenBank genome assembly
AUGAACAGGAAGUCGCAAAAUCCUUUUUCGUGUAUAUACCUGCUGACCUUAGCACGUCUGUUCAUUUCUAUCUAUCUAUCUAUCUAUCUAUCUAUCUAUCUCCACAUGCUUAAGUCUAUCUAUCUAUCUAUCUGUCGCAGCCUGUUCAUAUCUAUCUAUCUAUCUAUCUGUGCAAGAUCAAUAAUGGCAGCAGCAACAAUGCAGAAAAUGGUGAAUAAUCAAUCAAAUGCACACUCUUUUUCCAAACCAUUCAUCAAGCUGAAAAACUUAUUGAAGAACACUGAUGUGUAUGAUACUCUCCACCAUAAAGCCAUUGUUCCAACCGAAUGCGAAAAGAAUAGAUGCUUAGCUUCUAAAUAUUACCCACCAUUUGAACGUCCACCCAUGGUCGUUCGACCCACAAAAGAAGUCCUGUGUCAAGCUGGUCAGUUUUUGGACGAAUAUUACACGUCAAUCGGGAAGGCCAAUAGCGUUGAGUACCAGGAAAGACUAAAGGAUAUUAUCGAAUCCGUGACGAAAACUGGUACCUAUGACAUGACUCGAGAAGAAAUUGAAUUUGGUGCCAAGACAGCAUGGCGUAACACUCCACGCUGCCUGGGAAGAAUUCACUGGCAGACGCUCAAGAUUUUUGAUGCGCGGCAUGUGAAAACAAGCAAAGAAAUGUUCGAGCACAUUUGUGAAAUGAUGAGAUAUGCAAACAAUAAUGGCAACAUCAGGUAA